AUGUCGGACGAAAUUGUCUGGCAAGUUAUUAACCAGCAGUUCUGCUCCUACAAACUCAAAACCACCAAGGGCCAAAAUUUCUGUCGCAAUGAAUACAACGUCAGCGGUCUCUGCAACCGACAGUCCUGCCCGCUCGCCAACUCUCGGUAUGCGACUGUGCGCUCAGACCCUGAGACGGGCGCAAUGUACCUGUACAUGAAGACCAUCGAACGUGCCCAUAUGCCGAGCAAGUGGUGGGAGCGGGUUCGCUUGCCGUCGAAUUAUGCCAAGGCACUUGAAAUGCUGGACGAGAAGUUGAUCUACUGGCCGAAAUUCCUAAUUCACAAGUGCAAGCAGCGCAUGACGCGGUUGACACAGGUGAACAUUCGCAUGAAGAACAUCGCCAAGGAGGAGGAUCGGCUGGGCGAGACCAUUGUUCCUAAGCUGGCGCCUAAGAUUCGUCGUCGUGAAGCGACUCGUGAGCGGAAGGCCGAGUCCGCGGCGAAGGUUGAGCGCGCUAUUGAACGUGAGCUUAUUGAGCGUCUGCGCAGUGGUGCUUAUGGUGAUCGGCCGCUUAACGUUGAGGAGGGGAUCUGGAAGAAGGUCAUGCGUGGCCUGGAGCGUGCUGGUGAGGGUGAGCGCGAUGAGGAUCUGGAUGAUGGAGAAGAGAUUCUCGAUGAGGAGGAGGAGGGUGUUGGUGAGGUUGAGUAUGUUUCUGACCUUGAUGAGGAGGAGGAUCUGGAGGACAUUGAGGACUGGCUUGGUGGCGACUCUGCCGACUCCAGCGACUACGAUGAGGAGAGUGACGAUGAGAGCGACAGCGGCUCGGAUGAUGAGGCUAGCGAAGAUGAAAAGCCCAAACCUGGUACUAAGCGGAAGCUUGCUGCGCCCCCCCAAGCCUCGCAAGAAGGGCCCCGCAAAGGGCAAGGGAUCGAGUACGAGCAGGAGGACGCUGGUCGGGACUUUGUCAUGGCAUAG
Molecule: messenger RNA, 957 nt
Organism: Penicillium maclennaniae
Lineage: Eukaryota; Fungi; Ascomycota; Eurotiomycetes; Eurotiales; Aspergillaceae
Product: ribosome biosynthesis protein MAK16
Exons: 3
Coding region: 1-957 (318 amino acids)
Biological process (GO): maturation of LSU-rRNA; maturation of 5.8S rRNA
Cellular component (GO): nucleolus; preribosome, large subunit precursor
Source: RefSeq, a predicted model, not a curated record